Messenger RNA from Zerene cesonia (dogface butterfly), 1095 nucleotides. It is a transcript of the gene Rack1, whose product is annotated as guanine nucleotide-binding protein subunit beta-like protein. The record is from RefSeq and is a predicted model, not a curated record. Gene Ontology annotation, cellular component: nucleus; cytosol. Bases 63 to 1019 code for a protein of 318 amino acids. The transcript is spliced from 5 exons. Gene Ontology annotation, molecular function: protein kinase C binding; translation regulator activity; ribosome binding. NCBI's taxonomy places the organism in Eukaryota, Metazoa, Arthropoda, Insecta, Lepidoptera, Pieridae. Gene Ontology annotation, biological process: positive regulation of protein phosphorylation; rescue of stalled cytosolic ribosome.
CUUUUCGCGUACUGCUCGAGUUGCGGCUGGUUCUUGAGUGAGAUCCUCAACCAGCUGAAGAAAUGACUGAAACUUUGAAAUUAAGAGGCACCCUCUGCGGUCACAAUGGAUGGGUUACGCAAAUUGCCACCAAUCCUAAAUGUCCUGAUAUGAUUCUGUCAUCUUCUCGUGACAAAACUCUCAUUGUAUGGAAACUGACAAGGGACGAAACUAACUACGGUAUUCCACAAAAGCGUCUCUACGGCCACUCUCACUUUAUCUCGGACGUUGUCCUAUCAAGUGAUGGAAACUACGCUCUCUCCGGCUCUUGGGACAAGACCCUGCGUCUUUGGGAUCUUGCCGUCGGCAAGACGACAAGGCGUUUCGAAGACCAUACUAAGGAUGUGCUCUCUGUGGCAUUCUCAGUGGACAACCGUCAAAUCGUCUCUGGAUCCCGUGACAAGACCAUCAAGUUGUGGAACACCCUUGCCGAGUGCAAAUACACCAUCCAGGAUGAUGGUCACAGUGACUGGGUUUCCUGCGUCAGAUUCUCCCCCAACCAUGCCAACCCUAUUAUUGUGUCUGCUGGAUGGGACCGUACUGUUAAGGUAUGGCACCUGACUAACUGCAAGUUGAAGAUCAACCACCUUGGCCACUCUGGAUACUUGAACACUGUUACAGUCUCGCCAGAUGGUUCCCUUUGUGCCUCUGGAGGCAAGGACAUGAAGGCCAUGCUUUGGGACCUGAAUGAUGGCAAGCACCUUCACACCCUGGAUCACAAUGACAUCAUCACAGCAUUGUGCUUCUCACCAAACAGAUAUUGGCUCUGUGCUGCAUUUGGACCAUCCAUCAAAAUCUGGGACCUGGAAAGCAAGGAGAUGGUUGAAGAACUCAAACCAGAGAUCAUUAAUGAGAACCGCUCUAAGUCUGAUCCUCCUCAAUGUCUCUCUCUUGCGUGGUCUACUGACGGUCAAACUCUAUUCGCCGGUUACACCGACAACAUCAUCAGAGUCUGGCAGGUUUCAGUCUCUACACGAUAAUGUGUAUAAACUUCUGAUUUCAUUUAUUUUUGUCUUCUACGCAUAACAAGUAUAAAAAUAAAUGGAAUUACCAUUU